AUGAAAAGGAGCCUCAACAGGCGCCACAUAAACAUGAUCUCCCUCGCCGGCAUGAUCGGAACUGGCUUAUUUCUUGCCAGCGGGCAAGCAUUGGCCGUCGCAGGCCCUGUCGGCGCCCUCUUCGGUUUCACUUUCAUGGGUUUUAUCACCGCUGAGGUUGCGCUGACGAGUGGCGAGCUAUCUGCCUUCAUGCCCGUCUCUGGAGGCUUCGUGAGGCAUGCCACCCACUUCAUUCAGCCUGCCUUUGGUGCAGCCACGGGCUGGAACUACUGGUAUAUGAUGGCAAUCACGGGUCCCGCUGAAAUCAGUGCAGCUGCCACGCUCAUCAAUUUCUGGGAACAUGAUAUUAAUGCCGCCGUGUGGUACAGCGUCUUCAUCGUGCUGUUGGCAAUCAUGUGCUUUUGCGGAGCUCGAGUUUAUGGUGAAUCGGAGGUAUUCUUCUCAACGCUUAAGAUCCUCCUGAUCGUUGGGCUCAUCCUCGCUGGACUCAUCGUUGACCUCGGCGGUUCGCCCAGCCACCAUCGCAUUGGCUUUCAAUAUUGGAAGAAUCCAGGACCUUUCCACGCCUACCUUGUGGACGGAAACACCGGCAAGUUCCUAGGCUUCUGGAGCACCUUGAUCUCGGCUGCAUACAGCUACGGCAAUAUUCAAGUCGUGGCGUUGGCAGGUGCUGAGACUCAGAACCCCCGGAAUAAGGUCAUACCGGACGCCAUGAGAAUGACCUUCUGGCGUAUCCUCGUUUUCUAUAUCAUCAGCAUAUUUAUCGUUGGCUUACUUGUGCCAUACAACGAUCCAAACCUCGGCACCUCUACGGGGACCGCCCAGCAGAGCCCCUUUGUCAUUGCUUUCAACAGAGUUGGCAUCAAAGUGCUCCCAUCGAUCAUCAAUGCUGUCCUUGUGACCUCUGCCUUUAGCUGCGGGGCUGCAUGCAUCUUCCUCGCCUCACGAGUCCUUUACGGUCUGGCUGAGGAAGGUCAGGCACCCAAAUUCUUUCUCAAAACCAACCGACUUGGGUCUCCAUACCUCGCUGUCGCAGCCUCUCUCAUCUUCCUCCCAUUGGUGUACCUCAGUCUGGGUAGCAACUCAUCUGUCGUCUUUGGCUGGUUUGUCAACAUCGCCACAAUAGCUGCGAUGAUCUCGUGGUUUAUCAUUGAAGUCACAUAUUUGCGUUUCUUCUACGCUCUGAAGGUGCAGGGUAUCAGCCGGGACCGCCUUCCUUACAAGAGCCCUUUCCAGCCAUAUGCGGCUUGGGCGAAUGCAUUCGUCCUGGCUUGCGUCAUUUUGUUCACUGGAUAUAGUGUCUUUCUCAACGGCCAUUGGAGCGUGGAUAGCUUUCUCACGAGCUAUAUUGGCAUUCCCAUUUUUCUCGUUCUCUGGGCAGGUGCUUGGGCUUAUUAUCGGACUGGUUUUGUCUCUUUGCACGCAAUGGAUCUGUCCGAGAUCGAGACAAUCGAAAGAGAGAAACUCGGGCAUCAUGAUGAGAAGCUCCCUUGGUAUAGGGUUCUUUUCUAG
Messenger RNA from Exophiala viscosa, 1512 nucleotides. Its product is annotated as amino acid permease. The transcript has 8 exons. Gene Ontology annotation, cellular component: membrane. Lineage: Eukaryota; Fungi; Ascomycota; Eurotiomycetes; Chaetothyriales; Herpotrichiellaceae. Bases 1 to 1512 code for a protein of 503 amino acids. Gene Ontology annotation, biological process: amino acid transmembrane transport. The record is from RefSeq and is a predicted model, not a curated record. Gene Ontology annotation, molecular function: amino acid transmembrane transporter activity.